Molecule: messenger RNA, 521 nt
Organism: Bursaphelenchus xylophilus (pine wood nematode)
Lineage: Eukaryota; Metazoa; Nematoda; Chromadorea; Rhabditida; Aphelenchoididae
Source: the annotation of a GenBank genome assembly
AUGAAUCGUCUCUUCUCUGUUGACCGGUUUAUUUCGUCUACCGACUCCCCAAUCUCCUCCUUUCCGUGCCUAUCUUGUACAUGGGGUGCUCGUGCACACAGUGAAACGGAUCUCAACGUAUGGUAAGAUUCCCGUCUUUGCCGUUUUUUCGCGUCACCGUUUGGCCAGGGUGUUCGACCCUUUGCAUUUAGAGUCCCGAUCCCACUAGAGGCCCCGCUUGAAGCUAUCCAUAGAACAAGCGGUAAUCGUGACCUUCAUAUUGCCCGGAAAUGAUGACAUUGAAUUUGUGGACACAAAUUCGGAAUAUUUUAAGGGCAGCUUCCGAACUCUUCUUUGGGGACAGAAUGGGAGAAUUUGGGGACAUAAUGGUACAGAUUUGGCGACAGCUGACUUUUUCCCAAUUGUCUUUUUCUCCAAUUCUCGCUGUCAGAUUCCACGGAACCUGGAGUUAUCCACGAUGUGUCAACUCGAUGGAAUUUAUGGAGAGAGAGAGAUGUCCCCUGUGUCAACUGUUUCCCUAG